GAGAACAUUUAAUUAUUGAAAGAUGGUGGUGGUGCCGGCAACAAUUGGGCAUCGGGUUUCAGUCAAGGCAAAAAAUUGCAAGAAGAAGUGUUUGAAAUCAUCGAUCGUGAGGCAUAUGGCAGUGUCAGAUUGGAGGGAUUUGUUCUGUGUUAUUCGAUUGCCGGCGGCACUGGCUCAGGCAUGGAAUCCUAUAUCAUGGAACGGCUGUCCGAUCGAUUCCCCAAGAAAUUGAUUCAAACAUACAGUGUGUUUCCGAAUCAAGAUGAAAUCAGUGGUGUCGUCGGCCGUACAAUUCACUUUUGACUUUGCGACGACCAGCUGCGCUGAGUGGGUCGUUGUUUUGGGUAACACAGCACUCAAUCGCAUCGCCACCGACCGACCUCAUAUUGAGACGCCACAAUUGCAUUGAAUGAUGAAUCGCAAUUGCCAUCAUUUGUUUGCUAGAAUGUAUCGGUGUCUCUUUGCAACGAACUCCGAUUUUGCUAAAUUGCAUUUUCGCAGAAAUCAACGAAAUCGAAUUUGUAUACAUUACUGGGUACUGUUUGUUUAGUCUUUCAAAAAUGCGAUCUCAGUGAAAUGAAUUCUCGUUCGUCCAAUAUUGCCGAAUUCACAGACGAAAACCGAAAUUUGAAAAAGAAAAAAAACAACAAAUCUUCGAAAAUGAAGAGGAAAAUCUCGUCAAAAAUGGAAAAAUACCUGUUCCAAGCGACCCCAUUUGGAAUCACUUGCAUGCAAAAUACGAAUUGCGUGUAGACAUAACAACGAAAGCAAUUUAUACAGCCGCACUGCUGCAUUAUAAAGAACGUGGAAAACUGAUUUGAAUUAACCAAAAUGAGGAUGAAAAUGAACCGGAAGUUGAAAGUGAUGAAAACAGAGAUACUUCUGAUAAAAGCCACGAUCCGAUUGAUGUUGAUGAAUCAAAUGUUAUUAAAUUCCAUGUUGUUCUAUCUGCAAAAGCGUGGAGUUACAUUAAACCAGAACAAGAAAAAUAUCACCGGCAAGUUGACCACGACCAUAAAAAUCCAGAUCGAAAUUAUCUUGUUUUGAAACGUGGUUCAUGGACAUGUGCACUCUCCGAACAAAUUUCCGAAAAGCGAAGUGACAUUCCAUGCCGAUGGACAUAUCAACGCGGCAAAGUGCAUGAAAAUGGUGCUGUUUAUAUCAAAGUGACCGGAUCGUGUAUAACGUGUAAUGCACAAUUGACUGGCGCACUUAAGGACAAGCCAGAUUCAGAAAGUAAAACCAUUAAAUUUGACUUUGUGAUAAAAGGUUUGAAUAUGCAAAUGCACGCAGAGAAAAGCGCACAAAAAUCAGUUCGCCUAGGUGGAGAUUUUGCACGCGAUAUAUACGAAAGUAGCGGUACCGGUAUAAUGACGCGACGACGUACCAUGAACCGAUCCACAAGCUUGUGUCGAUUUCCCACAAAUCGCGUCCCUACAAGUGGUGCGAUUGCAGCUGGCAAAUACAGAUUGAAUAAAUUCGACCGAAUCGAUGAUGAUCCAUUUACAUCUAUUGAAUAUUUGAGCCGUUCCGCUUUUGGUAAAUGUAUACGAGGCCUUUCAUUGAUUCCAUUUUACGUGAUGUACACAAGCGUUGACCAGAUUGUUAUGUAUAACAUAUAUAAAAAGAAGAACAAAAUUACAAAAGUCAGUGCAGAUUCAACCGGAUCGAUUGCCCACAAAAUUGUUCGAGAAGGUCGUAAGUCGCAGCAAAUUCAUCUUUACACUCUCGUAAUUUCCGAUGGAUUCCAGAUCCCAGUCCAUUCGAUGAUUACAGAUGCACAUAAUACCAGUUUGGUUUCGUAUUGGCUACGAGAAUUCGUUCGUUUCACUGGGGAUACUCCAAAUGUGUUUAUUUGCGAUAUGUCUUCCGUUCUUCUUAAUUCCGCUGCAAGGGAAUUUGCCAAAUGUGAUGACAUAUCAGAAUACGCAGAAAUUCUUUUCAAUAUGCAUACGGAACCCAACAUCAAAAUACCCAAAUGUUAUAUUAGGUGUGACAGGAAUCAUUUCAUAAAACUGGUGGCUUCUUGUGAUGCUUUAAAAGAGGUAUCGGCUUUACAAAAGCAAUUUUACAUACGCUCCGUUUGCUUGCUCAUGAAUUGCAGAAGAAUUUCUCAAGCGGAAAUGAUACUCCUAUCAAUUUUAACUGUUGCAAAGAGUGAAUUCAAAGGUGAAGAGGCUGAUUCACUUUUCAAAGUUCGUAGACAACGCUUGUUUGAUAUGAUUGGUACGAUGCCAGAUUUUAGUAAAGAAGAAAAUAUAUCCAUCCAAUCAUGUUGCUCUCCUGAAAAAACUGAUCUUGGAAUUACUUCAAGCAGAAUCAAAGAUUGGUUGAAGGAAAUGGAUGUUCAAUCAAUUACGGAAAGAUACGACGGCGAAAAGAACAAUUUGUUCAACGAAAAAUUUGCUAAAUAUCUACUCAGUCUCAGCGAAACAUUGGUGCUAUGGUCAGGAAUCAACGCACAGUUCUUUAACGCUGAUGUAAGUGCCAGCAGUGCCAAUGUUGAGUCCUAUUUCAAAGACCUAAAAUCAUCGAUACCUCAUUUACCAUGUCGGGCCGACGUAUUCAUGCAAGAGCACAUAGAAAUGAUUAACGGUAUGAUAGUCGAUGCAUCCCAAGAAUAUGUGAAUUUUGUUGAUGCUUCAGGUGGGCUCGAAAAAUUUCGAAAAGAUAUCCCAAUUGUUCCAAUUGAUGACUCGGAGAAUGAAUCUGAACCAGAAACGAGCGAAAUUAAUGAAGUGUUUGGUUACACACAGGUCAAUUCAUUUUCAGCUCUUGGAGAUCAACCAGAAUUAAUUGAUUCAUCUAUGCAAAUCGCUCAGCAAAAUACUUGUGUCGCAUGCAAACUGGGAGAUUUGCCAGGUGGUGCCCAUACGUGCAUAAAAUGCAUGAAAGCAAUUCAUGUUAUUGAUGGUUGCUCGUAUAGCGCCGGACAAGAAGAAGGCUAUGGUGAAAAACGGGUUUGCUAUUCGUGCUAUUUUGAAAAGUUCAACGAAGACGAAACAAAGUCAAAAGCAAACCCACGGAAGAAAAAUCCAAAGAAUGAAAAGUCGGUUUCCAAGGUUUUGAAUGCACAAGAUAAAUGGGCAAAAACAAAGCGAAGUCAACGAUCUUACCUAAGACCAUUACCUCAUUUGGGCCUUAUGACCAGCGAGAAAAAAACCCCGAAAAUUGGAUUUUUAAUCAACGCUACAGCUCAAACAACCGUUCACAAAGUAAACGGAGUUCCAGUUAAAUUGAAGAACACUUGCGCUUUUGAUUCGGUCGUUCAGCUGUUGGCUAUCGUCUACGCAUAUAACCCGAAAGUUCGCAGUGCAUUCGAUGAAUAUUUGGAAUAUCCAGGAAUUGAAAUUGCAACCAUGUUAGCCAAAAACGUUCACAUGCGGUCGAUUAAUAAGAAAAGAGCUGAAAUUGUAUCGCGUAUUAUGGACGAUUCUGAUGGUCCUAUCACAGCAAAUUAUAUUUUUUCAGUUUUGAUGAAAGAAUGUCCAUCGUACAAAGAAACAACAAUUUGCUCCGACGAAUGUAUCAACGAACCAAAAUAUCACCCGAUAAUCAAAUU
Messenger RNA from Sitodiplosis mosellana (orange wheat blossom midge), 3562 nucleotides. RefSeq lists its product as uncharacterized. The transcript is spliced from 9 exons. NCBI's taxonomy places the organism in Eukaryota, Metazoa, Arthropoda, Insecta, Diptera, Cecidomyiidae. The annotation marks the transcript as partial. The record is from RefSeq and is a predicted model, not a curated record.